Messenger RNA from Pocillopora meandrina, 750 nucleotides. The record is from the annotation of a GenBank genome assembly. NCBI's taxonomy places the organism in Eukaryota, Metazoa, Cnidaria, Anthozoa, Scleractinia, Pocilloporidae.
AUGGAUUUGAACCGGUCAAUAAUUCGUUCCGAGGUGAGACAAGCGUUGGAGGAGUAUAUGCAGUCGAAUACCAAUAGAUCUGCAAAUGCAGGGGAAACAGGAAGACUGGAAGGUAGUUGUAAAUUAAUUUUUUUUCAGUGUUCCGCCUAGCUUGCUUAUGCUUUCUUUAAAUGUAUGAACAGACGAGAGCAGAUCUCAAAUCGAAUUAUUUUAGCCGUAAACUUGUUAUUUACAGCUUCCCCACAGAACACAAGUACAAGUACAACUAGCCAACGGCUAAACUCUGAAAUUGGACAGGUUGUAAACCGUGCCAGGGAUAUUUUAAGAAGCAAUCGAUCGUCAUUCACACGAAAUGCCAGCACGGCGUUUCAGAAUGGCGCUACUAGCGCGUAUCCUAAAAGACCCCGAUUGUCGGGGGCUUCACGUUAUGGAAAUGUUCUUCCCAAGGAUGUGGUUAAAACGGUUGUGCUCUUGGAAAAUUCUGGUUCUUCAAACGAAUAUCCUUUAAAGAAUGAUACGAUAAUGUGCUAUGCUGAAGUGGAUUUCGUCACUACAGAUGACGAACGUCUCGUGCGAAAUAAAAUCGUCGGAGCGUUGAAGACACAAAUACCUGACAUUGCACCGGAUGAUUUUGAAUUUGUUAAAGUCCUCGGCAAAAGAGUCUCUACUCCUGUUGUAGCUGAUGGCUACAACUGGGAUUUUAAGCACGUUAAAAACUUAUGUGGUCAAGGCAAAUUGUAUGUCCGUCUU